GGCGCGGCGGCGGCAGUUGGGACCGGCGCCCUGACCCGUCAGCACGCGCUAUGGAGCCGUCGCGGCCGGACGAGGUGGCGCGCCUGACGCCAGCCAGCGCGGCGCCGUCGCCCCUGGUCGGCAUCCAACACCCGGGCCGCAGGAAGACCUCGCUGCCGGCGCUGUUCCUACACAGGAAGCUGAGCCACACGCCGACAGCGGCGGCGGGCGAGAGCGCGGCCGCGCCGUCUGCGCACCAUCACGCAAACGGCAGUGUCGGAGAGGCGCUCAAGAGGAUCAAGAAGGUCGUGUUUGCGUCCAUCAGUCACGUGCACCAUGAGAGCGAGCCGUGCCCGGUGCCGACGAUCCUGCCCCCCGACUCGCCGUCGCCGGUGCGACCGGCGCCCGUCGGUGACGGCGAUCGGACGUCGCCGCCGACGACGGCCGCCGCCACCGACACCUCCGUCCUGCUGCGGUCCAGCCCCGGCAGGGACCGCGACCGGGACCGCGAGCGGCACAACACCGAACGGAGCGUCGAUAGGUCCGUCGACAGUCGGUCAGAGAUGGAUUUCUACCUGGACUCAGACGAUGAAGACAACAACAGCCGCACCUCGACGCUGCUAACUCAGAGUAGAGGAGGUGGACGGAGGAGCGCAGGAUGCGACUCGCUGGUAGUGAUCAUCAGCGCGCUGUACUGCAAGCUGCUGGUGGUGAUCGGGCUGGCGUUCCCCCUCUCCGAGGUCAUCUCGUCCAACAUCCCGCCAUUCUACUACGAGGUCAGCGAGGUGUUCUACAUCUACCUGUACAGCUGCAGCAUCCUGUUCCUGCUGUACGUGUACAUAUUUCUGCUGAAGGACGCCACCGUCACGGAUACCGCCGGAUCCACGUCGAAACUAUCGCGGCUCUCCAGCGCCAGCAUGAGCCGAAUCGGUCGUCUGUUGCGGAUGGACUCCCGGACGUCAGCCGCCGGUGACCCGGAGACGGCCAGUCAGAUCAGUCGUACCUCCCAGCACAAACCCUACAUGGUGCUGGUGGCCAGCUACGGCAGCUUCUACCUGCGCAUGGGAGCCGUCUUGUUCGGCAUCGGCAGUAUGAUCUACUCGGGCCUCGAGAUGGGCCAGUACUUCGAGGUGCCCCACACCGCCGAGUGCAGCAACGUACUGCGCGCCGUCACCCCCGGACUGAGGCUUACGUUCAUCUUUAUUCAGAUGUACUUCGUCUUCCUCAAUGCCAGCAUGUCGAUCAACAAGCACAAGCUGCUGGCGCGGUUCGGCCUGAUGCACAUGGUGGGCACCAACCUGUGCGUCUGGCUGAAGGUGGUGAUCCAGGAGACCAAGCACGAGCUGGUGCACCUGCUGAGCGUCUACGAGCUCGGCGGGGCAGGUCACCACGACCGGCACCGGCGCGGCGCCGGAACCAGUGUCAACGCCACCGAUCACCACAGUCCGCCGGCUGCGACGACUCUCAGCGACAUCGAGACGGGUUUCAACCACGACCUGCAGGAGUUCCACGACAGCCAGUCGGAGGACGGCCUGCUGCGUCAGUGCGCGCGCUCCGACAUCAUGGGCAACCUGGUAGACUCGGCGUCACCGUUCCUCUUCCCCUGCACCAUCGAGUACUCGCUCAUCUGCGCGGCCACGCUGUACGUCAUGUGGAAGAACCUCAACAAGCUGAACACGGUGUACGUGAUGCGAGACGUCAGCAUCUCGCUGAGCGGAGAGAAGAACAAGAAGCAUCAGUAUUCGGUGGACUGCGCCAGAGCGUCCAAGGGCUUGUUUCUGGGCAUCCUGGUGCUGGUGGCCUCCAUCAUCUCUCUGAUACUCUUCUUCGUGCUCAUCAACAAGCAGGGCUUCAAGCAGACGGCCAUCGUCAGCGCGAGUAUGACGGAGCUGGUGCUGUACUGCGUCACCAUAAUGGCCAUCAUCAUCGGCAUGGUGCAGAUACAGCGACUCAGGUACCGAUCAGAGAGUAACAUCGAGCUGGACAACAUCCUGCUGGUGGUGGCGCAGACGGGCGUCUACCUGUACGCCUCCUUCAACAUCAUCGGCUCCCACUUCUCCAACGACCUGACGUCGCUCGGCACCAGCGUCAUGGCCAUCGCGCAGGUGACGAUGCAGACCAUGUUUAUCCUGGACGCAUCUUGUCGCCAGGCGUACCGUUCCAGUCACUUGCGUGACAAGCCCGGUCGUGAGGUCGUCACCUUCCUCCUCAUCUGCAACCUGGCCCUCUGGAGCAUCCACGUGUUCGAGACCUCGCGCUCGGACGCCCACCCCCACCAGCUGCACUUCUUCGGCUUCUGGGCGUGGACCAUCAUCAGCCACGUGUCGAUGCCGCUGGCCAUCUUCUACCGGUUCCACAGCACCGUGUGUCUGUGCGAGAUCUGGAAGCGCGCCUACAAGUACAAGCCGGAGUCUGUGUGACGGCGAGCCACCGUGGCCGAGCUGAGUGGACUGCGGGGUCGGCGUACUCGCUGUGUGUGCGCCGCCCGCGGUGCGCCCACCCGCGGCUACACGGUGUGAGCGCCCGCCGCGACCCCGACCGCGUCCCGACCGCGCCCCCGACCGCGCCCCGACUGCGCCCCGAGCAAGCCCCGACCGCGCCCCGACCUUUCCCCACACGCAGGGGUACGUCCCAAAACACCAGGCUGAGUGUCGGGCCUCCGUCCGAGUGAGAGCGAGUGAAAAGUGUGCAAUGUGCAAUGAUGACCGAAGGCAGCGAGUCUUCGGUCCAGAGACUGAGGAUGUUGUCCGAUUGGUCCGAAGAGCGGGCAUUGAGGACAUGGGCUGUCUUGCCAAGCUGUCCGACCCGGACAUGCCCCGAGACGGAUGAGAGCAGCUCUUCUGAUUGAGACUGAAAGUGAGGAAGUGAGAACAGUAGCAAGUAGCAACCCAACCGGUAGACUGGUGAACGAGAAGUGCGGACAGGAACCGUGUAAAUAGUCUGCAGCCCGGAGCCUGUGGGCAGUCUGUCCGGUCAAAGAUGAGAAUUGAGGACAUUAAGUGAUACUCGGCUUGGAGAUUUUAAGCAGUUUGACUGCAGUGUAAAUACAUGAUGGCAGCAGAGUUAGUCUGCGAUAUACAUAGACUUUAGACGUGUGCGCGUGAAACUUAACGAGCAAGUGUGCCGUGACGCAUUGCAACGAGCUGAAGUGAGAGCAUUUGUACACGAUCGUUCGUAGAAUCGCUACAGAUCGUUUUGAUUACCGUCUCUGCAUACAUACUUCGUUGAAAUUCGAGCUGUCUGAGAGGAUCUUGGCGAUAUGAGUGAUAUGUUUAUAAUAUGCCAAGCGUAGUAAACAUAGCACGCGACCUACGCAGUGGUCAAGCUGCAACGGGAUAGGUGUAUCAUUUGUUUGAAGAACAGUGGAGAUAUGCUGUUAAUAAAUGUAAUAAACUGAGAAAAUAGAAA
This is a messenger RNA of Amphibalanus amphitrite, 3387 nucleotides long. RefSeq names its product proton channel OtopLc-like. NCBI's taxonomy places the organism in Eukaryota, Metazoa, Arthropoda, Thecostraca, Balanomorpha, Balanidae. The coding region runs from base 51 to 2399 and encodes 782 amino acids. Gene Ontology annotation, molecular function: proton channel activity. Gene Ontology annotation, biological process: proton transmembrane transport. The transcript is spliced from 13 exons. Gene Ontology annotation, cellular component: membrane. The record is from RefSeq and is a predicted model, not a curated record.